Molecule: messenger RNA, 1134 nt
Organism: Mucor velutinosus
Lineage: Eukaryota; Fungi; Mucoromycota; Mucoromycetes; Mucorales; Mucoraceae
Exons: 6
Coding region: 1-1134 (377 amino acids)
Biological process (GO): piecemeal microautophagy of the nucleus; exocytosis; endocytosis
Cellular component (GO): cytosol; intracellular membrane-bounded organelle; membrane
Molecular function (GO): sterol binding
Source: RefSeq, a predicted model, not a curated record
AUGCCUCAUCAUAUUACUGACAAUGAGAGCAAUACAGAAGAACUCGCUGAGGGAUCUCGUAGCAUCCUGUUGAACAUUGCCUCUCAGCUGACAAAAGGCAUGGACUUGCACCGAGUUACAUUGCCAACAUUUGUACUCGAACCUAGAAGUAUGCUUGAACGUAUCACGGACUUCAUGGCACAUCCUGAAUUCAUUUUGCCAAUCUCUGACAUCGAUGAUGCUACCCAACGAUUCAUUGCGGUAGUCAAAUGGUUCUUGAGUGGAUGGCACAUCAAGCCAAAGGGCGUCAAAAAGCCAUUUAAUCCUGUACUUGGUGAAUUCUUCCGUUGUCGAUACAAGUACCAAGAUGGAACGGAGGCAUUCUACAUUGCCGAACAAGUAUCCCAUCAUCCACCUGCUUCAGCUUAUUUCUACACAUGUCCUCAGCACCAAGUGGUCAUCACUGGCGACUUGAGACCUAAAUCCCGUUUCUAUGGCAACAGUGUAGCGUCCUUAAUGCAAGGUACAAUCAACUUUAUUCUGCCCUCAAAACACAAUGAGCUCUAUCAAGUCAAAAUGCCCAACAUGUAUGCUCGAGGCGUAUUGUUCGGCACAAUGACGUUAGAAUUAGGUGACGCUUCGACUGUCAGAUGUGUUUCAAGUGAUCUGAUUUGCGAAAUGGACUUUCAAACAAAGGGAUUCUUCUCUGGUCAACCUAAUUCUGUAGUGGGUAAAAUCAAGAGAGAAUCUACACAAGAAAUUUUAUACGAAAUCAGCGGUCAAUGGUCUGGAGAACUCUUUAUCAAAAAGUACACACCUCCUGAAAAGAGUAGUAUCACUGGAUUGUUGUCCCUCACAAAAAAGAGCACUAAAGACGAAGAGAAGCCUGAUCUGAUGGUAGAUGUGCGCGACUAUGUUAAAUAUCCCUUACAAGUACCAGAGAACCAAGACGAAAAGGAAUCCAGAAGACUGUGGGCUAAAUUAACUGAAGGGUUGCUAGCCAACAACCAAGACAUGGCUACGGAUGAAAAGACCAAAGUAGAGGAUGAGGAGCGUGCUUUGAGAAAAGAGCGUGAAGCAAACAACAUUGAAUGGAAGCCUCGCUUCUUUGAUGUGGAUGGAGAUGAUUACAAAUUCAAGGGCAUAGACAAGUAA